Messenger RNA from Fukomys damarensis (Damara mole-rat), 1531 nucleotides. Its product is annotated as protein FAM47A. The transcript has a single exon. The record is from RefSeq and is a predicted model, not a curated record. Lineage: Eukaryota; Metazoa; Chordata; Mammalia; Rodentia; Bathyergidae. Bases 10 to 1266 code for a protein of 418 amino acids.
ACGGGUGCCAUGGUGAAGCAAAGGUGGCACUUGAGCCCAAGGGUGUAUGAGCCAGCGGCCCUGGGCGUGACUUGCCAACCCUCGUGCAAAGACCAUCUGCCUUCCAAAUGUUUCACAAAGCACAAGAACAAGCUUCUCCAGUCUCCCGCUUCCCUGGAAGGCCAGCGUUGGGUAUUCGUGAGGGAAGAUCUGGACGACUUCAGGAAAGGUUGCCCAUCUUCUGAAGGUCUGAUCACUCGUGGCACCAAGGAGAACUUUCUUCCUAUGGUCAUUCACAGAGUCUCUCAGCCUGGCACCAAAAACAGCUGGAGAAAGCCCCCAAACGUAAGUCUGUACUCCACCCUGUCCUCAGCCCAGGUAGCACGGAAGACAUUCAUGCAUGACGUUGAGACGUGCCUGGCCCAGAAUUCUUCAGCUCUCUAUUCGACUCUGGAAGAAGUCGUCCCUGCAGACCUCUUGCUAAAGGCGCUCAAUGUGCUGGACCCGGACAGAAAGCUGGAGGACACAUGGGAUUAUUGUGAAGGUCACAGGGAAAGAACCAAAAAACCCACCGAGUUUUCCAAACAAAGUAGUCCAAAAGGCUUCCCUAAAUUUCCCAAGAUUUCUCAGCCGCGUCGAUACAGCUUGCUUCAGGGAGACAAGUUAAGCAAACUGUAUUUACUCAGUUCUCUUCAGCGUAAUUACAUGCCACAAGGAAUCCGUGAUUUCUGUAGAUGGAUUAUAAAUUUGGGAGACUUCGGCAUCAGAGAAGAUUUCCUGCUGAAACUAUUUGACAUUGGCUUCGAGUUCAAACCAACCUAUGAUGAGAACCAAAUGAAGAAAAUAAAUCUGUUUCCUUCUGAGCUCAAGUACUGCAAGGGGCUAAAGAAAUUGCAGGAGAUGAUAUUCUCCAUACAGGAAUUCGACUUUGAGAGGAAACUUAAGAAACUAAAGAAUCCCCGUCAACCAAAGCAUGAGAAGAUCAGGUAUGGAGCAUGGUACCUAAAGCCCAAACUAUGGAAAAAACUAAUAAAUGAUGAGCCUUUGAUUGACCCCAAGAUCUUAUCUGAAGCUCAACGUGAACCUCCUCCUGACAUUAUUGAAGAGCUUUAUGGAACAAUUGCCUUUAAGGAUUUCAUUGUAAGCAAGGGCUACAGUAUGCCAGGAAUCCUUGAGAAGUUGUUCACCAGGAAGGGAUGGAGUUAUGACAAGUUUGUGAUCCCUAUACCAAAAGCAGUGAGGGCUUAUGAAAGAGAACUGGCUGCUUUUGCAAAAGAAGGUGACUAGAUGGUAGAUGGCUUUUCAUUUACUAUGUCCUUGACUCUAUCUUGCUCUCAUUUUCAACAAUCACAAUAUAGGAUGAAGGUCCCAUCUUGGAGGUAAAACUGUGAAGGCUAGCCUGUAAUUUUAACGUUUCAUGCUCUAAAUAUUUCUUAAUUAACUUCUGCUUUGAAUUCAUCCAUACUUCAGAUGUCAACUGAGAUCGAUAUUCAUACAACCUCUUCACACAUUUUUGCAACAUUGAGAACAUUAUGUCAUUAUAUCAAUUAUU